Messenger RNA from Neolamprologus brichardi, 1723 nucleotides. Lineage: Eukaryota; Metazoa; Chordata; Actinopteri; Cichliformes; Cichlidae. The record is from RefSeq and is a predicted model, not a curated record.
GACGUCAGCUGUGUAGCCGUCCUCUCACCAUCUCUGCUGCUAUCACAUGCAGGAGCAGAUCUGUCCUCCUGAACAUCACUAACACAUCCAGAGUGUUUCUGACCUCAAAGUGUGGAAGGUGAGCAGGAACGGAGACGUUAUCGCCUCCUGAGGUGUUUCCUGCAGCUUCUCUCUCAGUAGCAGCUGCUGAAUCGUGUCGACGCACGUGAGGAACCAGAGGAGGCGUUUCUAACCGUGCAUGCAGAGGACUGCAUCAGCCACCCCCAGAUUCAGUCUGCGUGCAAACCUCUCAGGGUCAAGGGAGCUUCUACCUGUGCUCUCAGGUGGGCGGAGACUAGUCUCUGCAUCACCGUGAUAACAUGAUGGAUGGUUGACCUCUGAUGGAGCCGACUUGUUGGUCACAGGAGACGUGAUUGUGCCACGGAGGUCACGGAGUCCCACGUCUUUUUCUGUCUGUGCAGGCAGGACGUCACCACAGUCAAAAUCAUUCGACAUUUGUUGUUUGUGUGGCAUCGUUCCCGGCCUGAGCAGCGUGCUGCUGCCUCGCAUGAACCCCUUCGUCCUGAUCAACAUGGCGGGAGCUCUGUCCCUGUGCAUCACCUACAUGCUCAUCGAAAUCAAUAACUUCAACGCGGUGGACACGGCGUCUGCGGUCGCCAUCGCCCUCAUGACCUUCGGCACCAUGUAUCCCAUGAGCGUGUACAGCGGCAAAGUGCUGCUGCAGACCACGCCCUCCCACAUCAUCGGGCAGCUGGACAAGCUUCUGAGAGAGGUGUCGACUUUUCAGGCUGGCUCCGCCCACGUCCGGAUCCGCCGCGACGCCAACGAGCAGCUGGUUCUGGCUCACGUCACCAACCGGCUGCUGCCGCUCGUCUCCACGCUGACCGUGCAGAUCUUCAAAGACGACUGGUCCCGGCCCCUCCUCACCGGGGCCCUCUCCUCCUCCUCGUCCUCCUCGCCCGCUGCCUCCCCGCUGGGUGCUGCCGAUGGCUACGCCGCCCUCGCCUCCUCGCUGCCUCCUCUGCUCUUGUCCUCAGGAGGAGAGUUCGACCCGCUGACCUCCACCCCCUCCAAACCCACCAGCCCCCCUCCGGAGUUCUCCUUCGACACUCCGGGGAGGAACGUGCAGCCGAUGGUCCUCGCCGCUUUGGGACACCACACCCACAGGCCGUACGGCGGCCUGGGACUCUCCUACGGGUCGACCCCCUACACGGGGAUGCUGAAUCAGGGCCUGGCGCGGCCUGGUGGCGGGAUGGGACUGGGCACACAGGGUCUGGGGGUCGGGCUCGGACUGGGCGUGGGGCCGUCCUCUCAGAGCUACAGAACUGCGUUUGGCGGGUCGACGGCGCCGCUGCGCUUUGGAAACCCUCUGGCUUCACAGUCGCAGUACCGACAGUACCGGCCGUGACCGCUCCGGCGGGUUCAGGACUUUCAGGUAAAUUCGUUUGUGACGGUCGGCUCCUCGGGAACGUCGAGUCGGGCAGCGGUGUCACAGCAUCGAUGACGGCGCCAGUUUCUGGUGUUAGAUGUCGAUGACUUCAGAGGAGCGAUGGUGGUGACGUAUUUAUUGUCCGGGCGAGGGGACCACCGCGUAUCUUUGAGUGCUUUCUUUGUCAUGGGACUGAUCACGAGGUUUGGCGGUUAGAAAGUGGCGUGCUCGUACUUUGUAAGCUUUUCUUUCCUGCAAACAUUCCUUAAAAAAAUAAAAGUCUUUGAGUCUGAA